Messenger RNA from Dipodomys ordii (Ord's kangaroo rat), 4753 nucleotides. It is a transcript of the gene Ebf3, whose product is annotated as early B-cell factor 3. Lineage: Eukaryota; Metazoa; Chordata; Mammalia; Rodentia; Heteromyidae. The transcript is spliced from 19 exons. The record is from RefSeq and is a predicted model, not a curated record. Gene Ontology annotation, biological process: regulation of transcription by RNA polymerase II. Bases 1 to 3075 code for a protein of 1024 amino acids. Gene Ontology annotation, molecular function: DNA-binding transcription factor activity, RNA polymerase II-specific; RNA polymerase II cis-regulatory region sequence-specific DNA binding.
AUGGGAAACGGACACGUGCUUGGCGCGGGGGUCGCCGCCUCGUCGCCGGACUCCUCCCGCUCGGCGCACUUAGCAGCUCCUCCGAGUUGGGAAAGCCCGGAGUCGCUGGCCGACGGGCGCGCGGACCGCAUCCCCCGCUGCGCGGCCCUCCCGGGGACGCCGGCCAAACGGCCGCGCGCGGGGCCGCGCCGCCGGGGGCUCGGAUCCCCGGGAAGUCUCGUGACGGCGGCCCGGAGGGGCUCGGGCCGCCUCGGCCAGAAGCGAGCGCGCCGAGGGGAUGGGGGGGGGGGAGAUAGCGGAGCGUGCGAGCGUCGGUGCGCAGCGACGCGGCCACCCGUCUCCGGCCACCGCCGCUUCGACGCCCGGGCUGGGGAGCCGGCCCUUCACACCGGAAUCCUCAACCUUGUGCCGACGUUCGGCUUCCGGGCCAGGGCAUCUGUCCGCCCUCGAGCCAAUGGCGGUGCCAAUGGAGUGCCCGUCCAGGAAGGAGUUAAGACCGAGGGCGUGCUGGACAGAACGGACCGGCCCGGGCUAGGUCGGCGCGGCGGGGGCAGCACCGUGACCGCAGGAACCCCAGAAAAAGUAAGGCCAGGAGGCGACGCGGUUUUCUCUCCGGGUUUGCAUGUCGCUGGAUCCGAGCGCGUGGAUCUGGGCGUGAAUUUCGGCCCCGCUCGAAGAGCCCUGGGUUUCCAGCGAGACGGAGGAGCUGUUUCGCGGUGGUGUCCGCCGCCCCGCGUGUCCGUGGGCACUUGGAGCGCUCGUUCUCCUCAGCUCUGCGCGCGCGUGGCGCUAGCCACGAGGGCCUGGUGCGGGACGCGGCGUGCCCGCGGGUGCACGUGUGCAACAAUUGGGGCCGGGCGGCGCUCGGGGCUCCUACCUGGCCACCGAGGGCAGUGGGGUCCGCGAGAGCCGGGUCGGCCGCAGCCAGGAGCCGGCGGUGGCGCGGCUCGCCCGGCGCGCGGCACCUCCCUCUCCCCACCCCAGGAGGCGCUGUUUGUCAAACUUGGCUGCCCUGGCGGGAGGCGCCGCCGGCACUCUCGGGAGCCGGGCGCGCGCCGCAGGCCCGGGGUCGGGCGUCGGAAACCUCGGCAGCGCAGUCAACACUGGGGGAGGGCGCUGCGCAAAACCGGGAGCCCUCAGCUUCCCAGUGGUCACUUUUCACCCGUGAACCCCACCAGGCUUCCAGUCUCCAACCCCACGUGCGUAGGGCUGAUGCCCACGGUUUUUGCCUUCGGGUUCGGGCAGGAACACUUCCCACCCUCCGAGGCGGCGGAGGAGGCGACGGCGAGGGCCACCCGUGCAAAUCGCGUUGGGCGCGAGGCCCGGAGGAGCCGGAGGAGCCGUGGUCGCCGCCCCCGCGGCUCUGGGAGCCCCAGCGAAGGCCACGCUCCGCCCGGCCGGGCCCCUGGCUGCGCUCCGGGCGCGGAGCCAAACAACGAGAAAACCAACAACGGCAUCCACUACAAGCUCCAGCUGCUGUACAGUAACGGAGUCAGAACCGAGCAGGAUCUGUAUGUUCGCCUCAUAGAUUCAAUGACCAAACAGUGGAGUUGGGCCGGGGCACAGGUCCCGAGGAUAGAUGAAGUCCCCGCAGCCCCGCUGGAUUUCGAGUGUACUCACAAGCAGGCUCUCACCCUUAGAAAUGAAAGUAGCGUCUUCGGUUUGGAGGCGAACUUUGAGAAGCAGGUGAAGCCGGGUCCCGGGGACGGCGCGCCCGGGGAGCCCGCCGGCCGCCCGCUGGCCGCGGCUGAUGGGGAGGAAACCCUCCGGUACUCGGGUACUCGUUCCGGGGCCGGCGCGGGUGAGAGGCGGGCCGCGAUUCUGUCGGUGGAGCGCCCGGUGGCUGGGCGGCAUCUCCGCGACCCAGAUCUCUCGGAAGAGCAGCUUCCCACCUUGCUCCACAGCCGGUGCUGUGACAAGAAAAGUUGUGGCAACAGAAACGAAACACCCUCAGACCCUGUCAUCAUUGACAGGUUCUUUCUGAAGUUCUUCCUCAAGUGCAAUCAGAACUGUUUGAAGAAUGCAGGCAACCCUCGGGAUAUGCGGCGGUUUCAGGUUGUUGUAUCGACAACAGUCAACGUGGACGGCCACGUGCUGGCUGUGUCUGACAACAUGUUUGUGCACAACAAUUCCAAACACGGGCGGCGGGCCCGCCGCCUAGACCCGUCAGAAGCUACUCCGUGCAUCAAGGCCAUCAGUCCCAGUGAAGGCUGGACCACGGGGGGUGCCACUGUGAUCAUAAUCGGAGACAACUUCUUCGACGGCCUUCAAGUUGUGUUUGGAACUAUGCUGGUGUGGAGUGAGCUGAUAACUCCCCACGCCAUCCGAGUGCAGACCCCGCCCCGGCACAUCCCCGGAGUCGUGGAGGUCACCCUCUCCUACAAGUCCAAGCAGUUCUGCAAAGGUGCGCCCGGGCGCUUCGUCUACACCGCCCUUAAUGAACCAACCAUAGAUUACGGCUUCCAGAGGUUGCAGAAGGUGAUCCCCAGACAUCCGGGUGAUCCUGAAAGGUUACCCAAGGAGGUGUUACUGAAGAGGGCCGCGGACCUGGUGGAAGCCUUGUACGGAAUGCCUCACAACAACCAGGAGAUCAUCCUGAAGCGAGCGGCUGACAUUGCGGAGGCGUUGUACAGUGUCCCCCGCAAUCACAACCAGAUCCCUACCUUGGGCAACACCCCGGCGCACAGCGGCAUGAUGGGCGUGAACUCCUUCAGCAGUCAGCUAGCCGUCAACGUGUCCGAGACAUCGCAAGCCAGCGACCAAGUCGGCUACAGUCGCAAUACGAGCAGCGUGUCCCCGCGAGGAUACGUGCCCAGCAGUACUCCCCAGCAAUCCAAUUACAACACAGUGAGCACUAGCAUGAAUGGAUAUGGAAGUGGCGCCAUGGCCAAUCUAGGGGUCCCUGGCUCGCCUGGAUUUCUUAAUGGCUCCUCCGCUAACUCUCCCUACGGCAUGAAACAGAAGAGCGCCUUUGCGCCCGUGGUCCGGCCCCAAGCCUCGCCUCCCCCCUCCUGCACCAGCGCCAACGGGAACGGACUGCAAGCUAUGUCUGGGCUGGUAGUCCCGCCAAUGUGAGGGACUCGUGUACCUCCCAGCACCCCACAAGGAUGGACUUCAGGGGACACGCGUAGUGUGCUAAGAUGUGCUGACGGAGACGGUAUCUUCCAACAGUCAGCAGCAGCUGAGAUGCUACAAAAGACUUUGAUUAAAGAUUUUAUUUAAACUAUUAAGAAUCGACAUGCAAACAACCCAACUUCUUCACGAACAAUUCCAUUUUAUUGACUGAACUUUUCUCAUAUUUUCACAUUUCUCAGUCCCGAAGAAUAAGGAAAACAAAGCGACGCCUAUUUUGUAUAAAGUUUCUGACUCCGUCUUGGCUGUCUAGUACGUGCUAUCCGUGUGGGGAGAAACUUUGUGAAUGCACCAUUUUAAUGACCAUGAAAAACACUGAGGAAAAUGCCUCCAGACAUUUUUCUGUACUCAUACUUAGAUUCACAAUGGUUGUGUAUCUCUAUAAUGUGAAAUAUUUUUUUGUGGUGAAACUAGGGGCCAAGGAGGUAUGAGCCAUCAAACUGGAACAGGAUGAGAUGGAAUCUAGGGUGGCAGGGAGGGAGGGCUUCUCAUUGCUUAACUUCAUCUUAAUGAAAUGAAACUUUGUAACUUAUUGUAGUUAGAAAUUGUAACUUUGAUAUUGAAUCUCUUGCCUUCAACAAGCACACUGACAGAGGAAAGAUGCUCCUGUCUGUUGGUUCCAAUAUUCUCCCACUGCUAAGAGCUUCCUGUGAGCAAGUGCGGUCUGCCACAUUUUUUCAACUUUCGCUAGCACUGUAUACUAUUGCAUUCUUAGGCUACUGUGAGGUCUAUGUUUCUUGUACCAGAAAUUGUCCUUUUGACUUCUAGAUCCUUCUUCCCUAAUGUGUUUUGUAUGUGGUUAUAAAAUUGUAGACUUUUGUGAUUUUGCCAAAGUUGUAGCUAAAUAUUUAUACACUUGUCUUGAAUUUUUUUCAGAUCCACUUAAAUAUUUAGAAAAAUGAGUUUUAUUCCUUCUGUGUUCUGUAAGGGAUAAAAUGGUCUUCAUCCAACACUUAACUUUUCCAUGAACACUUACAGUUGCUUAAAGAACUUUACUUUGUAACAUAUCAAUUAUAAAUAUUGUAUUUAUCUUUGAAAUUUUGUACAUUGGUUUACCCACCUCUGUCUUUUCCUCGUCUGUAUUGGUUUUGGGCCAUGACCCAGUGUUGGGACACUGGGAAAUGCUGACGCCGAGAGCUGUCUUUCUGAUCUGUUUUGUUAAAAUGAACCAUUGUCCUGACAUUUCACGUGGACUUCCAAUAUUUGCUGUUGUUUAGGCUUUCCAUCCUUCUUUUUUUAUUUUGAGGAAAAGUCGAAUUCAUUGUUUAUUUUUAUAUUAUUUUUAAGUUAUCUGAACAAAUACUUUUGAGGAAAAAAAGUUUGUUGUAUAGUCAAAAGACCACGGUGCCAUCGGCUGUGACAGAUCUUAGUAGAGUCCGUGCAUGAAUGAGCGGCCGAGAAGAGGCGACUCCGUCGGGGCUGUGUCCUGAUUUUAUAUAUUUGUUUUUUAUUUUUUGUGUGUUUUUUUUGUUUUUGUUUUUGUAUAAUGUAAAAAGUCAUUUUAGCUGCCACCCAUGACUUUGCCACAUAGCUGAACUGUGUUUACUGGAAAAAUUCAGAGGCCUAAAGUUUAAAAUAAAAUUUACUUCCAAUGUUUUAAUUAAAAUGUUUGCCACAUUAA